Messenger RNA from Phoenix dactylifera (date palm), 2059 nucleotides. RefSeq lists its product as uncharacterized. Gene Ontology annotation, cellular component: cytoplasm. Gene Ontology annotation, biological process: biosynthetic process. The record is from RefSeq and is a predicted model, not a curated record. NCBI's taxonomy places the organism in Eukaryota, Viridiplantae, Streptophyta, Magnoliopsida, Arecales, Arecaceae. Gene Ontology annotation, molecular function: pyridoxal phosphate binding; L-kynurenine:2-oxoglutarate transaminase activity.
GGUACACGACAGCUGCUCCGCUUCUUCGACCAAUAGACGGGAUGAAGGGAGGGAUCGGUGAUUUUGAGCUCGCUUCUCGGAGAUAAGGUCGCACGAGUGCUCAAACAAACAGGGGAAGGAAGCAAGGAAGGCAGGCAAUGGAAGCGAAGCUUUCUAGGAUUUCGCGGACCCUAACCCCUUCUCCCAUCCAAGAGCUCUCCCAUCUCGCCCAGCGAUGCGGCGCCAUCAAUCUCGCCGAGGGCUUCCCCGAUUUCUCUGCCCCUCCUCACGUUAAGGAGGCCGCCAUCUCCGCCAUUAAUGCCGAUCUCAACCAGUACAGGCAUGUGCAAGGCAUCUGUGACCUCUUGGCAGCAACAAUGAGACAAAAUUAUGGUCUUGAUAUAAAUCCUCUUACAGAUGUAGUGAUAUGCUGUGGCCAGUCUGAGGCAUUUGCAGCAGCGAUAUUUGCAGCAAUCAACCAGGGUGAUGAAGUAUUGUUGUUUGAUCCUGCUUAUGAAACAUAUGAAUCAUGCAUCGCUUUAGCUGGAGGAAUUCCUGUCUAUGUGCCAUUGGAUCCACCUUACUGGACUCUGAAUGUUGACAAACUCAUGAAAUCUUUUACCAGUCGAACUAAAGCUGUGGUUUUGAACAGUCCUCACAAUCCAACUGGAAAAGUUUUCAGCAAGGAAGAACUUCAGGCUAUUGCUGGAGCUUGCUGCAAAAUGGACUGCUUUGCUAUUACAGAUGAAGUAUAUGAGUAUAUAACUUUUGACAUGCAAAAGCACAUAUCCAUUGCCACACUUCCUGGGAUGCAAGAAAGGACCGUCAUCACAUCAUCCUUGUCUAAAACUUUCAGCGUCACAGGUUGGAGAAUUGGUUGGGCUUGUGCUCCAGCCAGCAUUGCAUCUGCAAUAAGAAGCAUUCAUGUCAAGAUCACGGAUUCAGCUCCUGCUCCUUUCCAGGAAGCUGCUGUUACUGCACUGCAAAGCCCACCAGCAUACUUUAAAUUUUUAAAAGCAGAGUAUGAGGCAAAGAGAGACUUUGUUGUUCAGAUGCUCUCAUCGCUUGGUUUUCAAAUUCGGUUCAAACCACAGGGUUCAGUUUUUGUAUUUGCAGAGCUACCUGAGAACUGGUUACUUUCUGAUAAAAAUUCCAGAAUUCUACUUGACAGGUGAUGGGAGCGUAAAAUGGCACUUGAAGCAAAUUGUGAAGAUAUUCCUCACAAUGCUGAAAAUGGGAAAUCAACUGGCUCAAAACUUGCACUUUAAGUUUCAGUGGAAUGGAGCUUCUCCGCACCUUUCUUACGUCUCUCUAGUCAAACCCAGCUAGCUGUCUUCAUAAAAUUUGAAGUAUAAUAUAUGGUAGAUGCAAACUUUUCUAGUUCGUUGUGUCUAAAACAAGGGAAAUUAUUAACUUAUUACUAAUUGUUUUAAUAAAGCACAUGAUUAAGCAUAGUUUCUUGUGAAGUUGGACUGAAAUAUCUCUUUUAACUAUUAAAUAGUUCAUCUUCAUGAACUUAAGAUGAACAUACCGUCUUCUUGUUCGUCCUUUUUUGUUUCAUCAUUUCAAAGAAAUGAUGGGAGAUUGCCUGGCUCAAACAUUUGGGGAAACACAUCUCAACAUUUGAACCUGGAAAAAUUCCUCCAAAUGGAAAAGGGUAACAACGGGGUUCUAUCCCAGUUUAGCAUGUGCUGGGAUUAUUCUGGCUGUUCUAACUAGUUUUUUAGUUUUCUUUAUUGGUUCUUCACUAUUGUUUCCUAUCUGAGAUGGAUUUUGAUUCGCAACCUAGCUACAUGUUCUAUGACAACCAGAAAUGGUUGGUGCUUCACUAGUUAUGAUGCAACAAUAAUUGGUUAUCUGGUGAAUACAUCAUUGCUUUGCAGUUAGAAUUCGUCACGGAGUUGAUCGAGAACGCAGGGGUGGCAGCUGUACCUGGCUGUGGUUUCUUUCAUGCAGAUCCUAAUGUUCAGGAAUACCGCAAUAGAUAUGUCAGGUUUGCUUUCUGCAAGAGCGAGGCCACUCUAAAUGCUGCUGCUCAAAAGAUGGGAGAGCUUUGUAAACUGCAGCGGAUGCCUGGAUC